GAUAUUUAAAGAAAUGGGAUUUAUGUAUGAUUUUGUUAUAAGUGCUGUUGUACAUCUUCUAAUCAAAAUAAAGUUGCUAUUGUUAAUGAAAGAAUCAUACCUGAAAAUCUUCCAUUUAUGUCUAAUUUUCAAAAUGAUAAAAAUUCAACUAAAGAUUCAAAAACAGCUGUUAGAGGUCAAAUCUCAUCUAUUUUAAAAAAUAGGAACGUUAAAAAUACAUUAUAAAAAUCUAGGUGUUAUAUAGUGCCUGAAUAUAAUUCAGGAACUUUUAGAGAUAAAAUUUAAAAAAUCUAUUUUCCAUAUGAUAAUGCUGAAAUUUCAGCUGAACCAAAAAUGAAAGGAG
Paramecium sonneborni is the source of this 343-nucleotide messenger RNA. The record is from the annotation of a GenBank genome assembly. Lineage: Eukaryota; Ciliophora; Oligohymenophorea; Peniculida; Parameciidae.